Messenger RNA from Menidia menidia (Atlantic silverside), 978 nucleotides. Lineage: Eukaryota; Metazoa; Chordata; Actinopteri; Atheriniformes; Atherinopsidae. The record is from the annotation of a GenBank genome assembly.
AUGGCAGAAGCUGAUAAGUUAAACAUCGACUCCAUUAUACAGCGUCUCUUGGAAGUCAAAGGUUCCAGACCUGGCAAAAAUGUUCAGCUGACAGAGAAUGAAAUCCGUGGUCUCUGCCUCAAAUCCCGGGAGAUCUUCCUCAGCCAGCCAAUCCUGCUUGAACUUGAGGCUCCCCUCAAGAUUUGUGGUGAUGUUCAUGGGCAGUACUAUGAUCUUCUGAGGCUGUUUGAAUACGGGGGCUUUCCACCAGAGAGCAAUUACUUGUUCCUGGGGGACUACGUAGACAGAGGCAAGCAGUCUUUGGAGACCAUCUGCCUGUUGCUGGCUUACAAGAUCAAAUACCCAGAAAACUUUUUCCUGCUGAGGGGAAAUCAUGAGUGCGCCUCCAUUAACAGAAUAUAUGGCUUCUACGAUGAGUGUAAGAGGCGAUACAACAUAAAGCUGUGGAAGACUUUCACCGACUGCUUCAACUGCCUGCCUGUCGCAGCCAUUGUGGAUGAGAAGAUUUUCUGUUGCCAUGGAGGCCUGUCCCCUGACCUCCAGUCCAUGGAGCAGGUGAGAAGGGUGAUGCGUCCCACGGACGUGCCCGAUCAGGGCCUCCUCUGCGACCUGCUGUGGGCCGACCCGGAUAAGGACGUUCUGGGAUGGGGCGAGAACGACCGUGGCGUCUCCUUCACUUUUGGUGCAGACGUGGUCACGAAGUUCCUCCACAAACAUGACAUGGACCUGAUUUGUCGAGCUCAUCAGGUGGUUGAGGAUGGUUAUGAGUUUUUCGCAAAGAGGCAGCUGGUAACGCUGUUUUCUGCGCCGAACUACUGUGGGGAGUUCGACAACGCCGGAGCAAUGAUGAGUGUCGAUGAGACCCUCAUGUGCUCGUUCCAGAUUCUGAAACCUGCCGACAAGAAGCUGUUCUACGGUGGUGGAGGGGGCAUGGGCUCCGGCCGCCCAGUCACUCCUCCCAGGAAAGCUAAGAAAUGA